GCAUCUCUGACAAAGCUGACCACGCUUCAGCCAGCAGUGAGGACCAUAAUGACUUACAUUGCAAAGAAGUGCGGCGUCUGCUUUCAGCCCCCAUCUGUCAUCCUGAUCUACCGAGACGACAGCAAGAAUAAGACUCGUCAGCGCAUCAUGCCCGUCAGAAAUUUCUCCAAGUUCUCAGACUGCAGAGUGGCUGCUGAGCAGCUGAAGACUAACCCUCGGCACAAGGCUUACCUAGAGGGAGUCUCCCUGUGUCAGCUAGAGAAGCUGUACAGUUUGCUGAAGGGUCACCUGGGAGGAGAGAGCCUGGCUGAGAGCUUGGGAAAGUUUCAACGGGAGGACACCAUUGACCCAGAAGAGGAUAUGAACAAACUAGAUGACAAGGAACUAGCCAGAAGGAAGAGCAUCAUGGAUGAGGUCUUCGAAAAGAACAGAAAGAAGAAGGAUGACCCAGAUUUCAUCUAUGACAUUGAGGUUGAGUUUCCGCAGGAUGAGCAGCUGGAGUCUUGUGGAUGGGAUGUGGAGUCAGGUGAAGAAAUGUGA
Messenger RNA from Leptosomus discolor (cuckoo roller), 540 nucleotides. RefSeq names its product centrosomal protein 19 (gene CEP19). Gene Ontology annotation, cellular component: centrosome; spindle pole; ciliary basal body. Gene Ontology annotation, biological process: trans-Golgi to periciliary membrane compartment transport; microtubule anchoring at centrosome. Lineage: Eukaryota; Metazoa; Chordata; Aves; Leptosomiformes; Leptosomidae. The record is from RefSeq and is a predicted model, not a curated record.